Molecule: messenger RNA, 991 nt
Organism: Ornithodoros turicata
Lineage: Eukaryota; Metazoa; Arthropoda; Arachnida; Ixodida; Argasidae
Product: transcription factor Adf-1-like
Exons: 3
Coding region: 154-915 (253 amino acids)
Biological process (GO): regulation of transcription by RNA polymerase II
Cellular component (GO): nucleus; transcription regulator complex
Source: RefSeq, a predicted model, not a curated record
CGCCAGGGAAAAUCACACCUUUUAUAGUUCAGCCACUAGCGCGGCCGGCGGAAUUCAACGCGCUAGAACGUCGCCCGCUCAGAAUACAGCAUCUCCUAUUUUUCACCGGCCGCGCUCGAGCAGUCAGACCAGAAUGCACCGCGCUUUAUCAAAAUGGCGGACUACAGUUCGGGCACGGAAGUGACAGUUGAGCGGCUUGGGCCAUCAGAUAUUGUGGUAGAGCGUCUACUGGAGGGUGUACGACAACAUCCAUGUGUGUUUGACACGAAGAGAAUGGACUAUAGGGAUUCACAAAGAAAGAGAAACGCCUGGGAAAUAAUAAGACAACAAUGUGGCCUCGCCACAGUUGAAGAAUGUCAUAAGCUGUGGAAGCGCCUAAGAGAUCGGUACUCCAGAGAGAUCAAGGCAAUGGAGGUGAUGAAACGAAGUGGAAAUGCGUUUGUUUCCAGGCGUGCCUGGGAAUUUUUCGAGGCUAUGGCCUUUUAUAAAGACUGUGGACGUCCGAGAAAGACAACAUGCAAUCUGGAUGGCUCAUCUACACUCGAAGAGAAUCCUGGAAACGACGAUUCCAGCGGCACUGCAGAAAGCAUUUUCGAGUCUAUGGUGUCGAGAUCAUCAACAUCAUCCUGCACAACGUCUACCCAGGGGGAUUCCCUUAUACCAGCCGUCACGAUGGCAACGGACAGAGGAGAACAGACACCGGUCCAGUCAGGUCAGCUGCCAGAAAACAGAGUGAACAAGCGAAAAAAAUCAGACACUUUUGAACAAGACCUGCUGAAACACCUAGACAAAAGGAUGUCGGAGAAUGAUGCAUUCGCCCUAUCUGUAGGGAUGACCUUGGACAGGCUGUCGAAGCCAACCGCGGCAGAAUGCAAAGCAAAAAUGAUGUUGCUACUUUCGGAGUAUGACCUAUAGUGUUCUUGUUAAAUGAAUUAUUUUUGACUACCUGUUUUUGUAGAAAUGACAACAAGGCUUGUAGUUUUUUUAUAAC